AUAGGAUCUUUGGUGGAAACCGUUGCUGCCUCCACAGAACGAGGACAUCACAAGAUGAUCGGAAUUGAAACGGAAGGAGCACGAGUUGAAGUCGUGGCAGCGGUGAACCAGCUGAACAGGCAUCUGGAACAAGAACCCAAGUAUCAGCCCAGGAUCAGCGGCUUGAAGGACAUUGAGUCGGCACAUGAGAAUGGGAUCCGAAUGACAGUGAGACUGAGAGACCUUGAAAUCAAGGAUCUCCUCAGCCUCUCCCAGUUCUUUGGUUUCAGCACCGAUACCUUUGUCUUGGCCGUAUCUCUGCUUGACCGAUUCCUGGGUCUAAUGAAGGUCCAGCCGAAACACUUGUGCUGUGUUGGCCUGUGCUGUAUGUACCUAGCUGUGGAGAGCAUCGAGGAGGAGCGCACUGUUCCACAGGUCAGCGAAUUGAUUGGAAUCAGUCAGUGCAGAUUCACGGUGUCGGAUAUGAGGAGGAUGGAGGGUAUUAUUCUGGACAAGCUGCACUGGAGGCUGAAGGGACCGACUGCCUUGAACUUUCUGCGAUUGUUCCACGAGCUUGUCCAGAACUGUUCCACGUCUGACAGGAAGGAGAUGCUGAAUCUUGAGCGACUCGAAUCCCAACUCAAAGCUUGUAGUUGUCGCUUUAUCUUCUCCAAGACGAAAGGGUCUGUCUUGGCCCUGUCGAUCCUGGCACUGGAGGUCCAAACUCAAGGGUUGCUCGAAGUAAACGAGACUGUGGAGAGCCUGCGGUUACACUGCAAAAUAAGCGACCCUGAUUUAUUCUACUGGAAGGAACUUGUUGCAAAGUGUUUAGCAGAGUAUUCGUCAACCGCGUGCUCCAGGCCAAAUCACAAAAAACUGAUGUGGAUUGUGUCGAGGAGCACAUCUAGGCAGCUUAAGAGUUGCCAUCGUAUCACUCCCCUCCCGACGAUCCCUGAAGCCGCUGCUUGCACUGAACCAGAAACUUAAUGAUUGCUCACCGAAAAGAUAGGUAUUUGUCGCAUCGAAACACUACCAGUGAACUGAUUUUGUUCCAUCUUCAAAACGAGUGCCUUUGUCUACAUGGGCUGCAACAUGGAGUGAACCAUUGUGUGGUGUGUGAUUCUGGGAAAAUAACACGGGCAGAUUUUUUUAAAAUUUAUUAACCCCUUAACUUUUUUUCCCCAAUAUGAUGCCUAACACAAAUUUGCACAAUAAUUAUUAAUGUUUGAAUACUGAAUGUAAGGUUUGGGCAUAUAUUGACUUUGUAUCCCAUUGUUAUUUAUUCAACCUGUCGAUCGAAUUUGAACACACCAGUUAGCUUUCAGGUUUUGCUCUUUUAUGGAUCCACAUGGGCCAAUUCUUCUCUAGUACCAAUGUAGUUUUAUCGCCUGAGAAUCUCCAUUAGACCAGAGGCCACAAAACCGUCAUAACUUCCCUUCUUCCUCCCAUCUACAAAACGAUUAGAAUUGUAACGAGGUGCAGAUAGAUAUACACUGUACAUUUGGCCAGGAAGAGACCUAUUUAAAUCUGUGCAAGAAAGAACUGCAGACGUUGGCUUAAAUCGAAGUGCUGGAGUAUCUCAGUGGGUGAGGCAGCAUCUCUGGAGAGAAGGAAUGGGCGACGUUUCAGAUCGAGACCCUUCUUCAGUCUGAUCGCACCUUCCAUAUCUCUAGUGUCUCCCUAGACUCAGUCUGAAGGGUCUCGCCCCGAAAAGUCGCCCAUUCCGUCUCCCCAGAGAUCCUGUCUCACCCACUGAGUUACUCCGGCAUUUUGUGUCUACUUAUUUAAACCUAAGCUAUUGAGACUGCUCUUAUAGAUUUGCGAGUGUAUGAAGGAUCUUUGCUUUGAAAGAUGCAUUACAUGCGUGAGGUUUUUCAAUUGCAGUUGAUUUAGAUUGACUUGGUUUUUCCAAAGGCCUAUCUUGCCAUAGGCAGUAAACAGCUGGGAUGUGUUAUGUGAAUCAAGAUGAUGUAUGAGCAGGCUCACUCUGUGUUAUACACUCGUCUGAUCAUCGGCAUCAUGUUAAUAGUUCACCUGCACCUAGAAUAAGCUUCUUGCCAGACAUUUCCUACAGUGUAUGCUUUUCAGUUUGAUAAAGGAAGGUGAAAUUCGUACAGAUAAACUUAAUUUUCUCCCUUCCCUUCUCCCCCUCUCUAGCCCCACCUAUUCCUCCCCACCCCCCUACAUCCUGUCCUCUGGCCUCACAAUUUGCUGCUCUUCAAUCCUGUUGGACAAACAGUACUGGAGUAAAUCAGUGGGUCAGGCAGCACCUCUGGAGAACACAGUUCAGUGACGUUUUGUGUUGAGACCCUUCUUCAGGCUAAUUGUGGUGGGGGGGGGGGGGGGGAGGGUGGACAAGAGAAAGGGAGAGGCAGGACAAAGUGCAACAGGUAAAUGGUAGACAAGUGAAUGUUUUUUAUUUGACAAGCAGAUGGUCGGGACAAAAGUCAGGGAUGAUAACGGGAGGUGUGAAAUGGCUUUGUAAGGUUGCAGGAUGUGGAGCUAGCAGGAGGGGGUG
Molecule: messenger RNA, 2497 nt
Organism: Leucoraja erinaceus (little skate)
Lineage: Eukaryota; Metazoa; Chordata; Chondrichthyes; Rajiformes; Rajidae
Gene: ccng1
Product: cyclin G1
Exons: 7
Coding region: 55-966 (303 amino acids)
Biological process (GO): mitotic cell cycle phase transition; regulation of cyclin-dependent protein serine/threonine kinase activity
Cellular component (GO): nucleus; cytoplasm; cyclin-dependent protein kinase holoenzyme complex
Molecular function (GO): cyclin-dependent protein serine/threonine kinase regulator activity
Source: RefSeq, a predicted model, not a curated record